Messenger RNA from Chrysoperla carnea, 1111 nucleotides. RefSeq lists its product as uncharacterized. The record is from RefSeq and is a predicted model, not a curated record. NCBI's taxonomy places the organism in Eukaryota, Metazoa, Arthropoda, Insecta, Neuroptera, Chrysopidae. Bases 167 to 1027 code for a protein of 286 amino acids. The transcript has 6 exons.
CUAGACAGACUUCGCGCUCAUUUAUGCUCACACCAAAUAGGUAGGGCAGCAAAAGUGUGAGCGCCAAUUUUUACUAUUUGUCAAAACGAAUGCAACUUAAGCAUAAUCUAACCAAUAAAUUUCAUUUAUUUAUUGCAAAUGUCAAAUUCUUUACAAUCCCGCAAAAAUGGCAAGCAGUAAACCAAAAUUAUUUGUUGAGCUAACUGAUCCAGAAAAUAAUAAAAUAUACACAAUUAUUGUUACGGACCGUGAAUAUGAGCGACUUCAAACAGAUGAAACUUUUGCAAACUUCAAAUUACAAGAGGCUAAAGAAUCAAAAGAUUUACAAUAUGCUCAAUUUAUUAGCGAAACCGACACAGAAGAACCUGAAGGUUCAGAAACUAAUGUUAAUGGCGAUGGAAGCAUUGAUGAAUCCGUGAGAAGUCCAAGUGAAGAUUCAGCAUUUAAAUGGCCUCAUGAAGCUAUUCUUUUGCUUCUUGACGAAAAUCAAAAGCGAAAAAUUGAUUUCAAUAGUGGAAAAAUUUCUCAAAAAAAAUUGUGGUUGGACAUUAGUGCUGAACUGAAAUCUCACGGACAUAACAUUACAGGACCUCAGUGCUUAUCUAAAUUUUCAGGAAUGAAAAAAACUUAUAAAAAAACAAAAGACCAUAACAAUAAGUCUGGAAAUUCUGCAAAACAUUGGCCGUAUUUGACUUUAAUGGAUGAUCUGAUGGGUGGCAAGCCUUCCAUUACACCUGUCGCAGUUUGCUCUUCUACUGGGAAUAAAAGAAAUUUAUCCGAAAGUUGUGGAAGUAGCAGUAAUAAUGAUGUAGAUAAUGAAGCGAACCGUAAAAAAGCAAAAAGUACCCCCGCGAGUCAUUUAAUUGCUGCCUUUGAAGAGAGAUUGAUGAAAAGCGAACAAAAUAAGGAACGUCGGUUCAAAGAAUUCAUGGCUUUUAAAGCCCAAAAAGCCGAAGAGGCUAAUCAGUACAAAAAACGAGCUUUAGACCUAUUAGAAAAGCUUGUGAAAGCUAAUAAUUCUUUUUAAUGUAAUUAUGCUUAAGACUGUUUUUCAUUAAAUCGGACUGAAUUUAAGAAUGUAAUUUUUAAUCAGUACAAAAUCAGUACAAAA